AUGGCAGAGGAUGGCGGGUAUGCAGCGUUUCUGAAAAGCGAGCUGGCGGAGCUGUAUGAGAAGCUGGUGCAGAAGCACCAGCUUGAGAUGCAACACGCAAAUCCAGAGCCUAGGGUGCAAUGGGUGCAAGUACCACCAGAGCUGCCGGGCGGCUCUCAGCAGCCAAGCCUUUACAGCGGCUUCUUGAGCAACGUGGGCAGCCACGUAAGCAGCCAUGUGAAGAGUCAAGAUGAUGGCCAGCCGCUGCAGAUUUGGACGGAACCCAGUCGUGACUCCACGGCUUCAAAUGGUCUCUUGGGCAGGUCAGAGCCACAGAGAAACUGGGCCGCCCUCACCUCCAAAUUGCUGGUGGCCUUUGAGGAGGCCGAGUCCGAGAGCGAGGACGACGAGGUCGCUUCGUAUGUCAAAGACAUCCUGACCAUGCGUUCCCCCUGGAAGGCUGCCCUGCAACACCACGCCUUGAAGCGCGAAAAGACCGAAGUCUUUAAAUCCACCUCAUCCGCACACGGUCCUCGCAUGAAAGAUGCCUCGGUGGGGAGGUCCUGCAUUCAGCCCAUGGUGCAAAAGCCCAGCAGCAAACUUCAGAUUGCUUGGUCCGUCCUGGGUGUUAUGUUCAUUGUGUGGGACAUGAUUACGAUUCCCUUGGAGCUCUUCGACCACGAGCAGAUGAUUUCCGUUCUGCUGAUCGUGGGGAGGGUCACUUUCGGAUAUUGGUUGUUGGACAUGCCUCUGCACAUCAUCUUUGGAGUGGAGGUAGACGGGCAUCUCGAGUUGCGUCCGAUGGAGCUGGUCAAAAUGUAUCUGCGGUCCUGGUUUUGCAUCGACACAUUGGUGAUUUCCAUUGAUGCGACACUCCUGGUACUGGAAGUGCUGACAGCGCGCGCACCCGCCCCUGCGCGCUCGGCCCGCUACUUGAGGACUUUGCGGCUGCUGCGGCUGUUGCGACUUCUACGAGUGGCGAAGCUGCAGCGUGAGCUGACCAAGCUGGCAAACAGCUUCCUUUCCACCUAUGCCUUCAUGGUCAUGAGAGUAGUGUCUGGACUAUGCAUGAUUCUGGCAGUGAACCACAUCAUCGCUUGUUGCUGGUUCGGCCUUGGGCGCUGGACAAUGGAAGGUGGUAGCAGUUGGCUCCUCAACGCAGGCAUCGAGGAUGCAGGCUUCUCGGACUCCUACGCGACGAGUAUCCACUGGGCAUUGACACAGUUCACACCGGCAACCAAUAACGUGGCGCCGGUAAACUUCGUGGAGAGGUUUUUUGCUGUUUGGGUGAUCCUCCUUGCGAUGGGCACAUUCUCCUCCUUCAUCAGCUCCAUCACCGCAACAGUGAGUACCUUGAGGGCGUCGAGGUCCGAGCAGUUCAAGCACCACUCCUUUUUGGUGCGCUUUUUCAAUGAGCGGAACCUCUCCACCGACACCUACGCCAAGAUUAACGAUUCGCUGAAGAGGCAGGGAUUGUACGACAUCCGGCUCAAGGAGGCGGAGGUCCGACUUCUGGGUGGAAUUCCGGAAAACUUGAAGGUGGUCCUCCACGAGGAGAUGUUCAUGAACUCCCUGAUGGCCCUGAGCAUUUGGCAUAAAUGGAGCCAUGAGGACGAUUUGCUGAUCCACCGCCAGCUUUGUCACCUCGCCAUUGUGGAGCAUGUCGCCUCUCCUGGAGAAGAUGCCUUCAUGCCCGGCUCCGAAUGCACGGAGGUGUACGUCCUCGAGCAAGGCAAGCUUGGCUACAUUGCGAGACAGUUCAGCACCUUCGAAUCCGAGCCCGCUCAUGCUGGAGACGUGCUGUGCCUGCCUUGCCUCUGGGCGGAAUGGUCGCAUCGUGGCCGUCUCACAGCAAACUGCGGCACGACGGCAUAUUACAACGGCAUCAUCUGUGAGAAGUUCUGCAGCCUCGUAAAACAGCACGGGAAUCCGCUUUGGCAGUAUUUGCAAAUUUAUGGAAUCCUGGUCAUUGGCGAGAUUGAACACAUGGAUGCAGAGGACAUCUUCGUCACAGACAAGUCUUUGGGCGUGGAGAAGAUGGAUGACAUCGCUGCCCGGGCCGGCCGCUUCGCUGAGAUCGUGCGCUCGAGACAUGGCUCCCAGAAAACUUCCUUCAUGGCGACACUGGGCGCGAUAGGGCAGCACCAUCACCAUCAUCGCUUCAUCGCCGCUUCCUCGAAAGAGGAGGGGCCUAGCAACGCCGAAACGGUUCACGUACAACUAUGA
Symbiodinium natans is the source of this 2205-nucleotide messenger RNA. The record is from the annotation of a GenBank genome assembly. Lineage: Eukaryota; Dinophyceae; Suessiales; Symbiodiniaceae.